AACCGGUCGAUUAUUUACGCUUUUCGCAAAGCGACAAAAAAUAUCUCAAAGUUACUAAAAAUACUUAGAAUUCUUUGCGCAAAUUACAAUAUGAGUGAUAUAUUGGACGAUGAUUUAGAACUACGUGUUGGUACGUUACAGCUAACUUCAGAUAAUGCUAAUGCGGAUAAUCGACGUGAUAAUGCGUCAGAUGCUAAAAGUUCCAAUAAAAAUAAAAAUCAAUUGAACGCGAAUCCUUCUGUUCUGUCGGGUGCUGAUUCACUUUCAUCAUCCACGUCUUCGUUUGCAGGUAGAGAUGCUAGAGCAGAAGGAAUAUCAAAUCCAGAGCCAAGAAAUGCAUCAGAACCAGAAAGGACUGUGUACCCGCGUUACGAUGUUCCAUUCAACAGAGAAAAUAUAAAGGACUUCUUUACAUUCCGUAAAGGUGUUGUGGAGAAUGCUAUACAAGAGUGCAUCACAGCUUUGCUGUUUCCUGAAGAUGGGGAAUACCUAGGAUCCUGGUUACUUACUGAAAUAACAUUAUGGGAUAAUGAGAAAGAAAGAAUUGUUCUCCUUACAUCGAGGCUGGUUAUGACAAUCAAAUAUGAUUUUAUUGCAAUGAAGCAGUUAGAUUUUAAAAAGACUUACUUAGAUGAUUUGGACACCAUUGUAAUAGGCGAGUUGGUUUAUCCACCUUCCUCUUUAGUACCUCGCUUAAAUGGCAUCGCAACAGGUGUGACAACAGUUGUCAAAGACUGUGUCAUAGACCGCCUCUGCAGACGACCAACAGGCAACGAGGAGGCAAAACUGUUCGAUCCCAAGUAUUUUGAACCUAGGGAACGAAAUCUUCGUGGCGUAAGACUAAUGUGGAACAAGGGUGAGCCCCUGUCUCUUAAAACUGCGUGGAAUCCUUUCAGUCAAGAUGUACCAUUUCUGACGUUCGCUUCACAUCCAAUAUUUUGGCAUAAAGACACUGAGGGGGUGAAAGAUUCACUUUUUUCAUCGGAGCAAGAGAGAGAUGGCACUCUAGAAGAAAGAUCUAUGUACGAUAUGGAGACGUUUGCUCAAAAGUUGCAACGGGCCAUAGAGUCAAUGCCAUCAUCUGCCUGCUGUAUACAUCACUCUCCGAUUGUAAUCCAGAGUUAUUUAGGUGUAACCUCGCUUCUACACAACAAGAUAAGUCUAGGAUUCUUCAAAGUAAGGGGAAAAUUUAGUUUUUAAUUCUUAAAUAUGGCUUAUUUGUGAAAUUGUUGCUAGUUUUUGUUUAAUGGUGCAAUUUCAUGUUAAAAUUAUAAUAUCCGGUGACUUCGAUAAGCCGAAUAUAUAAAUAUAUGAUACGGUUUUGAUAACAUGUUGCUAUGUGAAUGUUUUGCCAGUGCAAACUCAUAUAAUUA
This is a messenger RNA of Papilio xuthus (Asian swallowtail), 1373 nucleotides long. RefSeq names its product tumor protein p63-regulated gene 1-like protein. The coding region runs from base 91 to 1200 and encodes 369 amino acids. NCBI's taxonomy places the organism in Eukaryota, Metazoa, Arthropoda, Insecta, Lepidoptera, Papilionidae. The transcript has 7 exons. The record is from RefSeq and is a predicted model, not a curated record. Gene Ontology annotation, cellular component: cytoplasm.